Liolophura sinensis is the source of this 1056-nucleotide messenger RNA. RefSeq names its product rhodopsin-like. The record is from RefSeq and is a predicted model, not a curated record. The coding region runs from base 1 to 1056 and encodes 351 amino acids. Gene Ontology annotation, biological process: G protein-coupled receptor signaling pathway. NCBI's taxonomy places the organism in Eukaryota, Metazoa, Mollusca, Polyplacophora, Chitonida, Chitonidae. Gene Ontology annotation, cellular component: membrane. The transcript has a single exon. Gene Ontology annotation, molecular function: G protein-coupled receptor activity.
AUGGAUAACUACACCGAUUCCUUGUGGUCCAAUACGUCCGAAGAGAUGAGCAACUUCACGGAAGCCGCUGUUCAGCACGUCAGCGGUUCUAAGUUCCCUAAGGACUUGCUCAAUCAGUACGGAAUCUACGUUGCUGGAAUGCAUUUAAUGGCUUCCCAGAACGUCAUCUGCAGCGUCGUCGGCAUACCAAGCAACCUGGCCAGCAUUGUCACCUUAAUGAAAAUCAAACCGAUGACUUCCUCGAUCUUUUUACUCACUUUUUUGGCCGUAGUUGACUUUAUCGUACUCUUCUACAAACAGCUGUUCGUCCUCAUGAUCGUGAAUUUAGAAUACAGGGUGUGGGAAAUUGGUUGUAAGUUCUACUUCUUCAUAGGCUCCAUUUUGGUGCAAUACUCUGUAUGGCUCAUGGUGGCCUUAACCAUUGAGCGAUUCAUCGCAGUCUGGUUUCCAUUGAAUGUGGCCAGCCUCUGCACGGUAAAACGAGCGAAGAUCACGGUCACCUGUAUGCUGCUCAGCCUGGCAUUGUUUAACAUACCCUACUGCGUGGCCGCUUCCGAACGCCAACAACCCAACGGCUUGUGGAACUGUGGAAUACACAAAGAUUUCGAGGCUUUUCUCGUCACAUGGUCCUGGGUGGACUCCACUAUCUACCUAUUCCUGCCCUGGCCCACUCUACUUUUCUGUAACGUCAUGAUUAUCAUUGGACUGCGGCUGUCCGCGCGUAAAAAAGAGUGUAUGACAAGCAGCACAAAUCAAACAGCAGAAUCGAAGCGACCGCAUCAAAGUGUCACUGUUAUGUUGAUAGUAGCAUCUAUCGCAUGUUUCUUAUUACUCACGCCAAACGCCGUUUUCUUCAUAUACCAGCGCUACUGGGAUGUUCAGUCGGAUGUGUAUCAAUACGCAUGUUACGUCUUUGUUGGCGCGUUAGUAUACUUUUUGUCCAAUUUCAACCAUGCCGUCAAUUUCCUUUUAUACGUGGUUAGCGGUCGACGUUUCCGUCGUGUGUUCAUAGCGCUGAUCACGUGCCGCGGUUCCGAAGAGGUGCUUCGUGGCUAG